Molecule: messenger RNA, 3058 nt
Organism: Ricinus communis (castor bean)
Lineage: Eukaryota; Viridiplantae; Streptophyta; Magnoliopsida; Malpighiales; Euphorbiaceae
Exons: 8
Coding region: 244-2616 (790 amino acids)
Molecular function (GO): microtubule binding
Source: RefSeq, a predicted model, not a curated record
GAUACACACACGAUACGCUCCCCAAUUUUAUUAUUAUUAUUUUUUUUUCAUAUACAGUUUCUUUUUCCUUAAAAUUAUUUUUAACUCCAAAACGCCGCUUCUCCAAAAUUCAAAAAUCUACCGUCUCUCUCUCUCUCUUUCUCCCCACACAUUUCCACUCAGUCCCUUGGAAUUCGAUUUCUCAAGUUUGAAUCAAUUUCAAUUCAAUUGCCUUACUUUUUUUUGGAUCGAUUGAUCUGUAAAAUGAGUGUGUCUGAGGAAAAUUUCGAUCUUGAAGAUAAAAGCCUAAGUCUAAUUGAUGUUAGCUUCGAGGACGAUUGCCUCUACAAUUCUCCUUCUCGUGACCCUCAAUUUCUCCAUUCUUCAGAUGAUCAGACACAGCAUAAAACUGUUCAGUUUUCUCUGGGUGCGCAAACCCUAGGAGAUUCUCUUGAAGGAGAUGGACAAGUAACACAAAAACCACUUGAAUCAGAACAAGAAAAGACAAGGAGAAAUGAAAAGUACAACUUGCGGAAGAGUUUAGCCUGGGAUAGUGCCUUUUUCACAAGUGCUGGUGUUCUAGAACCAGAUGAAUUAUCUAGCAUAAUUGGAGGAGCUGAGAAAGGUGAAAGAAAACAUAUGUUACCAGGAAUUGAGGAGGAUAUACACAGAUCUACUGAUUCGAUAUCGACAUUAGCAACGGAUAGUUCAACUUUAGGAACUCUCGAGGAUGACUUGUUUGGGGAUAUAAGAGCUUCAAUACAGAAAUCUAGUAAAACAUUAAAUACAGCAUUUUCACAGGGUAAAGCGGGAUCUGGAGCAGAUGAGAGCAAACAUACCAAAUCCUUACAGAAGGUGGAGAAUGUUUAUCAAAAUAAGCUAAAGACUAAAGCUGCUCCCAGAAAGCCAAAUGUUACCAUCAAAGGAUCAGGGAAAGUGGCAAACCAGGUCUCUCCUAGUGCACAAGCUUCAAAGUCUAAUUCCAAGAAUGGAGAGGCAAUUUCUUCUCUCUGUAAGCCACCUAAAAUAGUAGGCAGACCUAGUGCCAUCUUAGCAACAAUAGCAGCAACCAAGAGAGCUUCAUUGGGAUUGGGUGCCAACCGUGUCAAAAUGGAAAAGGAUAAUACAAAAAACUUAACUGCUCAUUCAGAAAAAUCAAAAAGUUUGCCUGUGCCAGCUAAAGGAGCAAAAGUCCCUGCUGUUGGUGGUUCACGAAACACUGUGCCCAAGCCCAUGCUACCUGUCAAGUCCUCUUUGCGUUCUUCUGUGGCAACUAAGAAACAGCUGACAACUUCUUCCUCUAUUGACAGUUUGGAAAGCCUGUCAUCCGACAGUAGCAGUAACCAUUCCUUGAAUAUUGCGAAAAGAAAAAUUGAUUCCAGAACUUGUUCCACUGGCUCAACUGUCAAAAACACUUUGAGAACUGCAUCAAGAAAUAAGAAUCAGCCAACAAGCCUGCUUACCUCACCUUAUUUGAAGUCUCUGCCUAAGCCAUCUUCUAGCAUAUCACCUGCAAGCUCUGUUAGUGAAUGGUCUUCAGAAUUAUCGUCACCAACAUCUACCAUUAAUAAAAGGUCAAACAGUUCAAGACCUAGCCUUGACAAUGAUCAUGCCUCCCAAGUCUUGGCCUCUAAAAACAAGUGCUCAGUUGGACAUGGUACACAAGUCUCUGGAUUGCCAAGUGAGUGUGUAAAACAAGUCUCAAGAGGAAGUGGUGGACUUGUUCAUCCAGAUUCUGUUAAACCUUCAGGGCUUCGGAUGCCAUCGCCAAAGAUUGGUUAUUUUGAUGGGGCAAGGUCAACAGUGCGUACUCCUAAUGGAAGUAGCCAACCUCACCCAACUGUACCCAGUGACUUGCCUAGAUUUGGUGCAGCAAAUGUCAGCCCCAGUGGAGGGUCAAAAAACGUAAAACCUGGAAAGCUUCAACCAGCUAGAAAUGUAGUGGUUCAGGGCACCAAAAUUGCGGUUCAGAAACCAGCCUUGGAAUGCCAACCUAAAUCUCCUUUGCCUCUUCAGGAAUCCUCAAAUACUGCACCAAAUGCUUUUAGUGCUACAAGAAAUGAAAAAAACCGUCCUUGCAUUUCUCUGAAGGUUCAGAAUAGAAAGUCUCCUAAGGCUGAAAAAGUUGCAACUAAAGAAAGUAAUACAGCAAUUAACAAUCCGGAAUUUGGUUAUGUUGAGACGAAUAACAGCCUAUGUAAGGAUAAGAUGAGUCCACAGGGCAAGGGUGAUGCCUUUGUGAAAGAUGCAGAGCUUGUUCUCAGUAAUAGAGGAUCUGGUACUACACAUAAUUCAAGUUCUGUAUCCGAGGUUGAAAAUAUAACGAUUUCGCAGAAAGCAGGUGAGGGUGCAAUAUGUGGUGAAAAGAAUGAUUUGAGUUCCUUUUCUAAUGUCAAGGAGAAGGAAAAAGCUUGUGUUCAGGAUCAAGUUGAUGGUUUGAUCCAACACGUUGGAGCAUUGGAUAUUUGUCAGGAGAUCCAGCAAAAACCCAUUGGUGAUUUUCUUUCUAUUGAUGACGUGAAUGAAAGCACAGAAGUUAAUACUAAUGCCCUACAGGCAUUUGUGAAGUUAUCAAUUCCUGCCCCCUCUCUCACUCCAAUUGAUGGGGUAAAAGUAGCCGAGAUUGAUAAGAGCUAAGAAAUAGCUUAAACCAAAUAAGCAGUGAGUUUCUUGAAGGAAUAAAGUUUAUCUAGAUCAGUUACCAGGCACAGUUGGACUUCAUUCUUCUCUUGCAUUUUACUACACUAUUCGUUUCAAUGUUAGGUCACCCCUAAUUAUCUAAUUAAAUACUUUUUGCACAAGUUUCCUAAGUUCUGCUGAAACUGCCUUGUCGGCUAAUGCUGUGCAGGUACUUUUGUCCUUGGAGCGAGAAUCUGAUGAGAAUUAUUUUUUUACUUUAAGACUCGAAAGGAAAAUGUCUCCAAACUCUGAGAUCCGAAAGUGUAGCUUUAGGAAGUUCUCUGUCCUUGAUGCAGAUUGUGUUAGAAAUAAGUCAUUAAACAGAGCUGCACGUAUUAGGUGUUGAUGUACAUUUUAUGAUCAUGUAUAAUCUUUUAAGUCAGUUAAUAUUUUCUUUUCA